Molecule: messenger RNA, 4377 nt
Organism: Closterium sp. NIES-65
Lineage: Eukaryota; Viridiplantae; Streptophyta; Zygnematophyceae; Desmidiales; Closteriaceae
Source: the annotation of a GenBank genome assembly
AUGGUUGAGGUAGCUGAUACGGGUUUGGGAACAGCAGGGAGUGGAGCGGAUAAGCUAAGAGGCUCCCUGAAAGCCGUGGUGGGGAAGAGGGAGGAGAAAAGGCGAGAGAGGGAAGGGAAGGCACAGCCGAUCGUGGAGGAGGAGAAAGGCGAGGGGCAGAGGACGCUGAGAAGGAGAGAGCAACCGAAACGAACCCAGCAGAGCACGCAACGGCAGCAGCAGCAGCAGCAGCAGCAGCAGCAGCAGCAGCAGCAGCAACAGCAGCAGCCACAGAAGCAGCAGAGGCGGCAGGGGAAGAAGCAGACGGGUAAAGCGAAACAGGCAGCAGCGGCGAAAGCAAAGGCAGGGCGAGCAGCAGCAGCGAAGGCAAAGCGGGAGGCGGAGAGGCAGGAGGAGCACGAUGCAGAGGUGGCACGGGCGGUAGGGUUCCCUCCGGAUGGGCUGAGGGAGGACGAGGAGGAGGCGGGUGUGGUUCGCAGUGGCACGAGUGGGGAGGAGGGCGUGUAUGUGCGCAUGCGGAAUCGGAUUUUGGCGCUUUGGAGGCGGAAUGUGAACGGGUGGAUACAUGAAGACAAGUUAGUAAGCAGCACACCGGCACACGAGCGAGAGGCCACAAGAGCAGCCUUCAGCUUUCUCCAUCUGCGUGGUUUCAUCAACUGGGGCCUGUCGCGUACCGCCACAUCCGCCAUCCCUCGCCGCCCCUCCCUGCCCCACGUCAUUGUCCUCGGUGCUGGCCUCGCAGGCCUUGCAGCAGCGCGGCAGUUGAUGGUUCUCGGGCAUCGGGUGACAGUGAUAGAGGCUCGCAACCGCCCCGGAGGGCGAAUGCACUCCAAGCUGCUCUCCUCGCCUCCAGGCCCCAACCAGGUAGCAGUGGCAGCAGAGCUGGGCGGAUCGAUCGUCACUGGCAUCCUCGGCAACCCUCUGGGAGUCUUGGCCUGCCAGCUCGCAAUCCCUCUGCACUACAUUCACUACCCCCCAACCUCCCUGCCUUUCCCAACACCCUGUUCCCCCUACGCCCUUCCCUUCCCCUCCCAAGUGGCAGUGGCAGCAGAGCAAGGCGGUUCUAUCGUGGCAGUGGCAGCGGAGCUAGGCGGGUCGAUCGUCACAGGCAUUCUCGGCAACCCUCUGGGAGUCUUGGCCCGCCAGCUCGCCAUCCCUCUGCACCGCAUUCGCGACGCCUGCCCGCUCUACCGCCCGGACGGGCUGCCCGUGGACGAAAAAGCUGACCGGGUGGCAGAGGCAAGAUUCAACGUGAUGCUGGACUUAGCUUCAGAGAGGAGAGCGGAGAUGGAGGGGGUAGCAGAUCAGAUCUCCCUUGGGAAUACCAUGGAGUUUGUUCGGCAGCAAGCGGUGCAGGCUGUAUCUGAGGAAGGUGGAGCAGCCUCGGGAGCAGCAACAGCAGCAGCAGCCGCAGCAACAGCAGCAGCAGAAGCAGCAGCAGCAGCAGCAGCAGUAGCAGCAGGACCACCAGCAGCAGCAGCACAACCAGCCAGAGUCCAAGAAACAGAAGAGGAACAAGAGCUAGUGCAGUGGCACUAUGCGAACCUCGAGUUUGCCAACGCAGCCCGUGUAGCGGACCUCUCUCUGGCCUUCUGGGACCAGGACGACCCCCACGAGCUGCUGGGCCACCACUGCUUCGUGGCGGGCGGCAACGGGCAGCUUGUGGAUGCCCUGGCGGACGGGCUGCCCGUGGUGUAUAACUGUGCGGUGGAGAGGGUUGAGUAUGGGAUAGGGAGGAGUCGAGAAGGGGACGAGCCGGUUUCAGCAGAGGCAGGAGGGGGAGGAGCAGGAGGUGGAGCAGGAAGAGGAGGAGGCGGGGGAGAGGGGGGAAAGGAAGAGGAAGUGGGAGGGGAGGGGAGAGCGGCGGCGGGGGGAGUGAGGGUGGUGUGUCGGGACACGAGGAGUGGGGAGGAGGUGGAGUAUGAGGGGGACCAUGUGCUCUGCACGCUGCCGCUGGGAGUGCUGCAGAGGGGGUCCGUGUCCUUCCACCCGCCGCUGCCUCUCAGGAAGACACGUGCCAUCCAUAGGCUGGGCUUCGGGCUCUUGAAUAAGGUAGCAAUGCUCUUCCCGUAUGUCUUUUGGGACACCACCAUCGACACCUUUGGUCGCCUCACAUCGCACCCCUCGCAGCGGGGCGAGUUCUUCCUCUUCUACUCCUACGCUGCUGUCUCGGGCGGCGCGCUGCUCAUGGCUCUGGUCGCAGGGGAGGCUGCAGAGAAGUUUGAAGGAGAGAAGUCGGAUGCGCUCAUGUGGCGGGUGCUGACAGUGCUCAAGAGUGAGUGGGCCGUGCCUAUGUUGCGCCUGACGCCCUGGAAGGGCAGCGUCCAGCGUCCGGACGUGAACGUCCGGACGCUGGACGCGUCAAAUCGAAUGGCGAAAUGCCGUUAUUGCCCAAAAGAGUUCGUUUCCAGUAGCACGCGUUGCACCGCUCAUCUUGCUGAUUGGGAGGGGAAGAAGAGUCACGACAUUACUGUGUGCCCGAAUGCGCCAAAAGAGGUAGUAGAGAGCAUUCGCACAUUGCAGGAGGGGAAAUGUAAGAAGCAGUUGGAGAAAAACCGGGCGGAGAUGGCGGCCAUGGAUGCGGUGAGUGGCAAAACCAGCAGCGGGGUGGGUUCUAAGAGAGGGCGCAUGUCAGAUUUCUAUGGGGCGGAGGGGUCAGUGGCUAGGCGGGAGGCGGAUGAUGCCAUAUGUCUCUAUUUCGCAGCAUUGGGUGUUCCCGAAAACCAAGCCGACAACCCUCUUUUCCGCAACAUGAUAAGGGCAGUUGCAGCAGCGGGUGGUAGCUAUGUCCCUCCGAAGAGAAAGUACGUGGGCGGGGCUGGACUGCAGCGGACUCGUAAGAGGAUUGAGGAGGGGUUGGAUCCCGUGGUUAAGAAGUGGCCGGAGAAAGGAGUCACCAUCGCUAGUGACAUGAUGAGUGACAGGAAUGGGCGUGCGCAGGCGAAUUUCCUUUGCGUCAACGAAGAUGGAGCUGUGUUUAUGGAGAGUGUUGACUGCGGGAUGGAACGGAAAACAGGCGGUUACAUUGCUAGCCUCAUCCGGCCAGUCAUAACGAAGGUGGGGCCGGGAAAUGUCGUUGCACUAUGCAUGGAUGGAGCGAGCAACUAUGCAGCCGCGACCCGUGAGAUUGUGAAGGAAUGGCCGCACAUUGAGAUUGUGCCGUGCGCAACGCAUGUGCUUGACCUCUUUAUGGAAGACAUAGGGAAGAUGGAUUGGGCCAAAAAGUUGGUUGAACGAGCGGGGGAGCUGAUCACAUUCUUGCGCAACCAUCAUUGGACACGCGCAUACCUGAGGGCGGGGGAGCUGCAUGGCGAGAAGGUGCUGCAGGCAUUGCGACCUGCGGGCACUCGCUUCGGGACACAAUACCUUGCCGUGUCUCGACUUUGUGAGUUGCGCCCUCAUCUGUCCAGCAUGGUCUCCCAUGAUGUCUUCAAGGACUGGGCUGCAGCUGCAGGUGCUAAGGUGAAGGAGGCAGCAGACAAGUUUGAGAAGUACGUGCUGGAUUCUGCGUGGUGGAAGACAGCAGAGUUCUUCAAGAAGCUGCUGCAGCUGCCAUAUGUCACAAUGCGUAAGACAGACUCGACAAAGAAGGGGAUGAUGGCAAAUAUGUAUGACCUGAUGCUACAGUUGACGGAGGAAAUGAGUGCAUUGCUGGAGGAGGAUGAGGAGCAGCUGAGCGACGAGGAUAAGGAGAAGAUCAGCGAUUUUCUGAAGGCUAGAUGGGAUGAUAGCCUUGCAUGUGCGCUCCAUGUGGCUGGCCGGAUUUUUAAUCCGGCCAACCAGAAGGAGGGAAUCUUUCUUCGGGAUAGGGAGUGUACCAAAGUCAUGAAGGAGUUCUUAGAGCGUGCGCAUGCUUUCUUGGUGAAGUACAAGAGAGGUGGAGCUGGUGGCUUCAAAGAGCUUCAGAAGGGGAUGCUUGCCUACAUUAACGGUGAUGGGAGUUUCGGCACAAAGAGCGCGGUGGAGGCUCGGGAGGAGAUUCGGGCUGGGAAGGGGGAUCUGCUAAGCUGGUGGCAGUGGCAUGGAUGCGACUACCCCGAGCUAGCUGACAUUGCGCGCCGUACCCUUGCGCAGCCCGUGUCGGCCUCCUCGUGCGAGCGGAAUUGGGCUAAGUGGGAGGGAGUGCACACGGCUCGCCGGAACCGGCUAGGGUCGGAGAAAUGCCGCGACUUGGUGUACGUGGCCCACAACUGGCUGGUGGUGCAUAGUGCACACAAGCGACCUGAGAUGGAGGGGGCCGGGAUAAUUGAGGGUAACAAGCCAGACCCCCCGGUCCCGGAGGGAUACAUUCUGCAGGAGGAGGUGGAUGAGGAGGAGGAGGAGGAAGAAGACAAGCUGCUGGCUGAUGAAUAUGUGGCAACCCCCCCUCUUCCCUAG